Molecule: messenger RNA, 1099 nt
Organism: Gadus macrocephalus (Pacific cod)
Lineage: Eukaryota; Metazoa; Chordata; Actinopteri; Gadiformes; Gadidae
Gene: cops8
Product: COP9 signalosome subunit 8
Exons: 7
Coding region: 88-663 (191 amino acids)
Biological process (GO): protein deneddylation; COP9 signalosome assembly
Cellular component (GO): COP9 signalosome
Source: RefSeq, a predicted model, not a curated record
UGCUCUGACCUCACCUUCCUGUCCCACCAACGAGGAAGAGAGUGGAGCACAACAGUAAAGCUAAACUAAGCUAAGCUAGGCGUCAUCAUGCCUGCUGCGGUGAUUAUGGAGGAAAACUACGAUAAACUAUUGGAGCAGUGUGAAACUCAAGAGCUUGAGGCUCCGGGGGGCAUAGCAACACCUCAAGUGUACGCUCAGCUGCUGUCCCUCUAUUUACUGCAUAACGACAUGAACAAUGCCAGAUACCUCUGGAAGAGGAUACCACAGGUCAUUAAGUCGGCAAACCCUGAGCUAGCAGCUAUGUGGGCCGUCGGUCAGAGGAUUUGGCAGCGAGACUUCCCUGGCGUCUACACGGCCAUCGCUGCCUUCCAGUGGUCAGAAAACAUCCUUCCAGUCAUGGAGUCCCUGAGAGAGGGUACGCGUCAGCGGGCGUACGGCCUGGUGGCCCAGGCCUACACCUCCAUAGCAGCUCAGGACUUCGCCGCCUUCGUGGGAUACUCAGUGGAUGAAGCCGUGAAGGGCGUGGUGAGCCAGGGUUGGCAGGCCGACCCCAACACCAGGAUGGUAAUGCCCCAGAAGCCAGACCCUCCCCCUGUAUCGCUGGUUCCCAACGAGCAGCAGCUUGCCCGGCUGACCGACUACGUGGCCUUCCUGGAGAACUGACAAAGCUUUAGCGCCUUCUUCUCUUGAUCCACCACCACCACCACCACCAGCACCACUAGGUUGUGGAGGGGGUGGUGGCCCACUUGGCGAGGUGUGGGGCCCCUCUUGGUGGUCCCCUUAGCAACUGCUUUCAAGGCUGUGAGCAGGAGGUGAACCAGACCAGACCUGAGUGUGGAUCCUUUAAGACAGACGCUCUGCCGUGGUUGUGUGUGCCGACACUCUUCAUCACAUAAUGUGUAUGCAUUAUUCAUCCAUUAAACGUCCUGUUCUUGGCACUUAAGAAAUCCCAGUGUUCCCACAGCUUGCGCUAGGUGGAGGUUGUGGUUGAGGACCUCUUGAGGGCCACACGGGGGGCAAUUGAUUGGACCAUCUGUUGCCCUUGUGUUCUUUGUUUAUGUUUACGCCUGGUGAAUAAAUAUUCUCAUGUCUCAGAUGA